CCCUCUAUACCUCCAUCCAUCACUCUAUACCUCCAUCCAUCCCUCUAUACCUCCCUCCAUCCCUCUAUACCUCCAUCCAUCCCUCUAUACCUCCCUCCAUCCCUCUAUACCUCCCUCUAUACCUCCAUCCAUCCCUCUAUACCUCCCUCCAUCCCUCUAUACCUCCAUCCAUCCCUCUAUACCUCCAUCCAUCCCUCUAUACCUCCAUCCAUCCCUCCAUCCCUCCAUCCCUCUAUAGAUGCAUUCCUCCCUCCCUCUAUACAUCCAUCCAUCUAUACCUCCCUCCAUCCCUCCAUCCCUCCAUCCCUCUAUAGAUCCAUCCCUCCAUCCCAUCCAUCCCUCUAUACCUCCCUCCAUCCCUCCGUCCCUCUAUACCUCCCUCCAUCCCUCUAUACCUCCAUCCAUCCCUCUAUACCUCCCUCCAUCCCUCUAUACCUCCAUCCAUCCCUCUAUACCUCCCUCCAUCCUCUAUACCUCCCUCUAUACCUCCAUCCAUCCCUCUAUACCUCCCUCCAUCCCUCUAUACCUCCAUCCAUCCCUCUAUACCUCCAUCCAUCCCUCCAUCCCUCCAUCCCUCCGUCCCUCUAUAGAUCCAUCCCUCCAUCCCUCCCUCCCUCUAUACAUCCAUCCAUCUAUACCUCCCUCCAUCCCUCCGUCCCUCCAUCCCUCCAUCCCUCUAUAGAUCCAUCCCUC
Molecule: messenger RNA, 693 nt
Organism: Oncorhynchus nerka (sockeye salmon)
Lineage: Eukaryota; Metazoa; Chordata; Actinopteri; Salmoniformes; Salmonidae
Product: guanine nucleotide exchange factor subunit RIC1-like
Exons: 1
Source: RefSeq, a predicted model, not a curated record